GACGGGGUCUUGCUAUGUUGCCCAGUCAGGUCUCAAACUCCUGGGCUCAAGCGAUCCUCCCAGCCUCUGCCUCCCUGAGAGCUGGGUUUACAGGCUUGAGCCACCGCCCCCCGCUAUUUUCAUGUUUUGUAUGAUUCAAGGUCACAGUGUAGAGUGUAUUAGCCUAAUCCAAUUACUUUAUCCAAUUGGGAUAGAAGAAAGGCUUUUACAAAGUCAAAAGGAGAAAUCCUGGAACUAUGGGGCUCUUUCAAAGUAUUAGAUGUUAAAGAACAAAAACAGCCAAAUAGCCGGGAGCAGUGGCUCACGCCUGUAAUCCCAACUCUUAAGGAGGCCGAGGCGGGAGGGUUGCUUGAGGCCAGGAGUUCAAGACCAGCCUGGGCAACACAGCGAGAUCCCGGCUCUACUCCCAGCUUCUCGGGAGGCUGAGGCAGGAGGAUCCCUUGAGCCCAGGCGACCGAGGCCGCCGUGAGCUAUGAUCGUGCCACUGCAUUCCAGGCUGGGCAACAGAGCAAGACCCUGUCUCAAAAAAACCCCAAAGAAUCUAGUGCUGUUCCUACAGAGAUACAUUGGCCACAAGCUGAGGUGGGCAAUAGCAACCAAAUAUCGCAUGGUGGUUUACGCACUGCAGCCCAUUUGGAGUCUUCAAAUACGACUGCCCUUUCACAGAUGAGUCUGAGACUCAAAAACUGUCACUAGUGUAAGGUUGUCCAGCGAGUUUAGUGGCUGGGAGGCUGAGGGGUAGACAGGGCGGCUAGCGAUGUGGGGCAGGCCUGGCGGUCGCCACAGACGACCUAACGGUAGGAAUAUCUUACAGCCACCAGGAGAGUUCCAGGCGCCUCGGCGGGGGGACUGGGAGAGGGGACUGCGCCCAGAAUGAAGGCUCGGGACAAAAGCAGUUGCGCAAACGCGCCAAAGGUGGGCGUCGAGUGACCGCGGGCGGAGGUCACCAGCGGCCGCUCCCCGGAAGCCACCCACGGACCACGCGCACCCCUGCACGCAGAGGGGGCCAGGGCUCCACGGGCAAGCGGCGACCCUGCCUCCCGGAGACGGCGCGGCCUGCCCUGCGCGCCUCAGCCCGGGGUGCCGGCGUCUCGGGCAGCACCAAGUCUCUCUCUGGAGGGGAAAGGAUGGUCGGGUUUGCCCCAUGUCCCUUCCUCUGACCGCUCCCUCAAGACUGCCCCGGGACACCCCGCCUGUGGCUCAGCUUCCCCCGCCCCGCGCUGCCAUCUCCUCAGGGCCGGGCAGCAGGCUCCCGAGCGCCCACAGCCCCGGGGUGCGGCCCAACCCACAACCGUCACCUCAGGGGCCUCAGGCGCCCAGCGGUGCUGGGCGGGGCUGGGGCACGACCGGAAGCAUGCGCAGAGAGCGCGUUUCGCCCAUCGCGCACGCGCACACACCUGCUCCGCCCCCACGCUGCGUGCCGCUGCUGGGUUCCGCCACGCCCGUCAUGGCGGCGGCCCCGGCCGGCUCUGGCGCCGCCUCUCGGUGACGCGUCGCGAGUCACCUGACCAGGCUGCGGGCUGAGGAGAUACAAGGGAAGUGGCUAUCGCCAGAGUCGGAUUCGCCGCCGCAGCAGCCGCCGCCCCCAGGAGCCGCCGGGACCCUCGCGUCGUCGCCGCCGCCGCCGCCGCCGCCCAGAUCCCCGCACCAUGCCGUCGGAGAAGACCUUCAAGCAGCGCCGCACCUUCGAACAAAGAGUAGAAGAUGUCCGACUUAUUCGAGAGCAGCAUCCAACCAAAAUCCCGGUGAUAAUAGAACGAUACAAGGGUGAGAAGCAGCUUCCUGUUCUGGAUAAAACAAAGUUCCUUGUACCUGACCAUGUCAACAUGAGUGAGCUCAUCAAGAUAAUUAGAAGGCGCUUACAGCUCAAUGCUAAUCAGGCCUUCUUCCUGUUGGUGAACGGACACAGCAUGGUCAGCGUCUCCACACCAAUCUCAGAGGUGUAUGAGAGUGAGAAAGAUGAAGAUGGAUUCCUGUACAUGGUCUAUGCCUCCCAGGAGACAUUCGGGAUGAAAUUGUCAGUGUAAAACCAGAAAAAAUGCAUCUAUUCUAGAAUUUUUUAAACCCUUACCAAGGAAAAAAAAGGGAUGUUACCAACUGAGAUCGAUCAGUUCAUCUAAUCACAGAUCAUCAAACAGUAGUGUUCCCACCUAGGAGUGUUAGGAAGUUGUGUUUGUGUUUCAAGCAGAAAAACUGAGCUCCAAGUGAGCACAUUCAGCUUUGGAAACUAUAUUAUUUAAUGUAGGCUAGCUUGUUUUCAAAUUUUAAAAGUUUAAAAAUAAAAUACUUUGCAUUCUAAGUUGCCAAUAAAAUAGACCUUCAAGUUAUUUUAAUGCUCUUUUCUCACUAAUAGGAACUUGUAAUUCCAGCAGUAAUUUAAAGGCUUUCAGAGAGACCCUGAGUCUUCUCUUCAGGUUCACAGAACCCGCCGCCUUUUUGGGUAGAAGUUUUCUACUCAGCUAGAGAGAUCUCCCUAAGAGGAUCUUUAGGCCUGAGUUGUGAAGCGUAACCCCCGCAAAACGCAUUUGCCAUCACAGUUGGCACAAAUGCAGGGUAAACGGGCUGUGUAAGAAAACGGCCCUGACUGUAAACUGCUGAAGGUCCCUGACUCCUAACAGAACCACACCCAAAGUCCGCACUCUUGCAGGGGUAGACAUUUCUGGUUUGGUUUGUUCUCUAGAUAGUUACACACAUAAAGACACCACUCAAAAGGAAACUUGAAUAAUUUAUAAUUUUGAUCGAGUUUCUUAAAAGAUCCUGGAGAAAGAGUGGCAUUUCUUCUGUUUCAGGUUUUGUCUGAGUUCAAACUAGUGCCUGUGUUGUUACGGAAAGCAGCAGUGUACCAGUGUCACUCUGGAGUACAGCGGGAGAAACCACAAAAUAGUAUAACUGAAAACAUUAACAUUCAGACACACUCCCUUCUGCCUUCCGGCUUAAAGCUGUGGAUGAUCCACGUUUUUGUUUUUUUUAAUGUUAAAUGUGUAACUCAGUAUUACUGAAAAGGUACCCACAUUUUGAAUAGUAGUUAUCACUGUUAGGUCAGACAGCCAUCAGAAUUCUCCCACACCAAGUGCAUGUCAGUUGUGGAGAAAACAUAGCAAAAAGAGCCGUACGCUCUUUACAGAUACUAAUGUCAAGAGUUAAACCUCCUCAGGUUCAACCUGUGAUAAAAGACUAGUGCUUCCCACUACUUGCAUGGGGUUCACUAUUUAUAGUUUUCUUGGGAGUAUCACAGGAAAAUCACAAUUACACCACUGUAGACCCUAUGUGUAGCAGGUCACAACUUACCCUUGUGUGUUUAGAUGUGUAUGAAAUACCUGUAUACGUUAGUGAAAGCUGUUUACUGUAACGGGGAAAACCAGAUUCUUUGCAUCUGGGCCCUCUACUGAUUGUUAAAGGAGUUCCUGUCACCUGUUCCCCCCACCCCUGCAUGCGUCUGUCCACUUGGCUAACUUUUAAUAUGUGUAUUUUUACAUUAUGUAAAUUCUUAACUGGCCUGUCUCGUUUAGACUGUAUACAUCAUAUCUGACAUUAUUGUAACUACCGUGUGAUCAGUAAGAUUCCUAUAAGAAAUACUGCUUUUUAAGAAAAAAAAUAACAUGCUGAGGGGUGACCUAUAUCCCACGUGAGUGGUCACUUUAUUUAUAGGAUCUUUAAAACAUUUUUAAUGAACUAAGUUGAAUAAAGGCACAAUUAAAAACUGUCA
Messenger RNA from Gorilla gorilla gorilla (western lowland gorilla), 3706 nucleotides. It is a transcript of the gene MAP1LC3B, whose product is annotated as microtubule associated protein 1 light chain 3 beta. The coding region runs from base 1650 to 2027 and encodes 125 amino acids. The transcript is spliced from 4 exons. Lineage: Eukaryota; Metazoa; Chordata; Mammalia; Primates; Hominidae. The record is from RefSeq and is a predicted model, not a curated record.